This is a messenger RNA of Aegilops tauschii subsp. strangulata, 1109 nucleotides long. Its product is annotated as rho GDP-dissociation inhibitor 1. Gene Ontology annotation, cellular component: cytosol; cytoplasm; membrane. Gene Ontology annotation, molecular function: Rho GDP-dissociation inhibitor activity; protein binding. The record is from RefSeq and is a predicted model, not a curated record. Gene Ontology annotation, biological process: Rho protein signal transduction. NCBI's taxonomy places the organism in Eukaryota, Viridiplantae, Streptophyta, Magnoliopsida, Poales, Poaceae.
UCGAACAUAAAAGAUAGAGAGCGCAGCGCACCGCGGCCCCCCUUCCCUCCCUCCGAUCGCCGCCGCUCGCCCCGUCAACCACCCCGCACCGCCACCCCUCUGCCCGGCCUUCUCCCAGGUGUGACGGAGGAGGAGCCUCGCGCGGGAGGCAGACUUGCGAGCGCACGUCCGUGCGUCGCCCAUGGACCAUAAGGAUGAGCACUCCGCCCACCCCGACCAGGAGGUCGAGGAGGAGGAGGACGAGGAGGCCAAGCGCGCCGUCGUGCUCGGCCCCCAGGUGCCCCUCAAGGACCAGCUCGAGCUCGACAAGGAUGAUGAGAGUCUGAGGAGGUGGAAGGAGCAACUGCUUGGGCAGGUGGACACAGAGCAGCUCGGAGAGACUGCGGAGCCCGAGGUGAAGGUGCUGAACCUGACCAUCCUGUCGCCGGAUCGGCCGGACCUGGUCCUGCCCAUCCCAUUCGUCCCCGACGAGAAGGGCUACGCCUUCGCGCUCAAGGACGGCAGCGCCUACAGCUUCCGCUUCUCGUUCAUCGUCUCCAACAACAUUGUGUCGGGUCUCAAGUACACCAACACCGUCUGGAAGACUGGAGUAAGAGUUGAGAACCAGAAGAUGAUGCUGGGGACAUUCAGUCCCCAGGCAGAGCCCUACACAUAUGAGGGUGAAGAAGAGACCACCCCUGCUGGCAUGUUUGCAAGAGGCUCCUAUUCUGCUAAACUAAAGUUUAUUGAUGAUGAUGGCAAGAACUACUUGGAGAUGAGUUACUACUUUGAGAUUAGGAAGGACUGGCCAGCCGUAUGAUGUGGGAACAAGGCUUCAUUCCAUGUUAGCUCAUAGCUAAGCCAAGGCAGAUUGGCAGAUUGCGCUGUCGCUUCUAGAGACCAUUACAAUUAUUCCCUUACGCCGUCGCCGUCGUUAACCGCCUUUCUUUUAAAGUUUUGUUGUUCCGAGCCUACUUAAUUUCCACUCUCUUUUUUUCUUUUUCUUUUCCGCAUAAUGUUCAUUCAAACUCGCUAUAUAAUCGGUUCUCCCUGGAGAUACUCUGAUGCUACUAUUUAUAUGUACCCGAUCGACUUGUUGCUUGUCUGAAACACACAUUCAUGCUUUGUUC